GUGACGUUUUUUCUAAUUUUAUUAUUUUAUAUUAAUUAAAUAUAUAAUAAAAAUAUAAAAAUUUAAUUAAUGUUAAUAUCAAUUAAUCAAUAUUAUAAUUAUUGUGUUAAUAAGCUAUAAUUAUUAGUUACUACUUUUUUUUCAAUUAUUGAAAAUGUCAUUAUUUCCCGCUUAUCAAAUAAAAAGUACUCCGAGUCAUUCCAAAUCUCCGGAGCUUGAAAUUAUCAAUGAACCAAACACAAGUUGGUUAACAAAUUCCAGUUUCCAGCCAGAAAUAAUUCCUGGCCCGCGAAUAAUUAUCCUGUCAUCAGAUUCAUCAGACUGCGAAGUCAUUGAUGAAGUGAUUGAAAAAAAAUAUGAAACUUCUGUUAAUUCUGAUGUCCAGGAGGUUGACUACAGAGACCACAAACCCCAUCACCAUCAUCAUCAUCAUCAUCCACAUCAUCAUCAUCAUCAUAAGAAGCACAAAAAAUCAAAGAAACACAAGAAGGAUAAAGAUAAAGAUAAGAGAGCAGCAAAGUAUCAGCCGAUUGUUGAAAAUCUUUAUUAUGAAGAUCUAGUAAGAGACAAAAGUAUUUAUAAAGUUGACACUUUGUGUUCCCGAGUCCGCCCUCGGUAUUUUUGUUAUAAACAAACUCUAGGAUUCGUCGCUGUAAAGAAAGACAAGAAGACAAUUGUCAAGAGAUAUUUUGCUAAAAAUUUAGACGAGAAGGAAACGAAAGCUAAGAGUAAGUUGAGUUCUGUAAUACAGAGGCAGAAAAUUGUUUAUGAAGAAUCUGAUGAAUUGAAAGAGAAAAUAAUGAGGCGAGAGGAAGAAAAGAAAUCUAAAAUAAAAUAUUUCAAUGAAGAAUUGGCUGAGGAUCCGCAUAAUGUUGACUUGUGGCUCGAGUAUAUAAAUUUUGGAGAUCGUGACAACGAAUUUCAGACUACUUACGACCAAAAAGAAACCGAGUCUUUGAUGUACUCGAGGAAAUUGGCGAUUGUAGAGAAGGCAUUGGAUAAAAAUUCCGAUUCAAAACAACUUUUGAAAGCUAAAUUAUUAUUUCUAGGCGAGUUAUUACCAGCCGAUGAGUAUACCAGUAAAAUUGAGCAGAUGAUCAGCAAAGACCCAGGUAAUAUCGUACUCUGGCAAGCACUUAUCACCGCGACAAGGUCAUCAGUAGCGCUGUGUACUGUUCCUCGGGUGGUUAAUUUGUACUCCAAGUGCUUCGAGAGUCUUCAUUUGUGGCCGCGAGCCCAUCCCAAGACCUACGACGAACGUUUGCUCAAAAUGAUGUACCACUCAGUCAUAUUUCUACGUCACGCUGGACUCUGGGAGCAGAUGUGGGAAGCGCUGCGCUUGAAUCUAAACCUCAAUCUCAACAUAAACAAAGAGCACGCGCACUUGAAGGGAUCUGUCGAUGAGAAGAAAUUAAUUGACAUGGAAGAAGUUAUUCUAACGUCACAAUUGCCUCUGAACCAGCUGUGGCUACGAGUAGAAUUGUUGAGAGAAAACAGCCACUGGACAAGCGUAAGUCGCGAUCAACUGGAACUUAUCGGUGAUUCUCACAGAUUUAUAACACCAGAAGACGUAACUGAGUUUGUCCAUCCGUUACUAAACAAAAAUUCGUAUUUUAAAAUGUCAAUUUACAUUCUUCUGGCUUUGAAAGUACCGCUCUUGCCAACGAGGCAUUACUUCAUGCAGGAGCUGGGCCUAGACGAGAGUAACUGGACUUUUGAAUCAUGUGAGUCAUUAAUUCCGAUGCUGUAUCCUUGUGCCGGUGAAAUGGCCGGUUAUCAUCAAAGAGAACUGCUAGCCAGAGGAUUACUAGAAGCUGGACUUACUUCCGGUCCCCAGUAUCUGCGUUAUCACCCAGCACGCGAUGCGUACCUAGACUUUAUACGGGACGCCUUUCGUAUGAUUGCUGAGAGUUUUGGUCCCGAUGAGGACCACAGUAGAACGAGCAUCUAUAUCUGGUGGUUGCGAUUUGAAAGAAUGCUCCUGUCGAUGCAGAAAAACGAUCCAGUUAAAACUGACAAAAGUGUUAAGAAACUCAAAGUAAUUUUAAAAGACUUUUUAAAGCGGGAUGAGAAUCGAAAUAAUCUCCAAUACUACCGAGAGUACGCGUUAGUUGAACGCGAAAUGGGCCGCGUUAGUAAUUGCGUAAAUAUUUUAGAAACAGCCAUUCAAACUAAAGGAAAUAAUCCAGAAGCUUGUGCAAACCAACAUGAACGCGCUGCUCUGAUGAGUUUGUACAGAACUCUCUUGGAAGUUUUACUCGACGUAAAGAUGUGGGAUCAACUUAAACCAAAUACCAGUCAUAUAACUAAAGUACUCUGUGCUAUGACCAAUGAAUCUUUGGUUUCAACUGAAAAAUAUUUGCACACUUGUUACCAAGACUUUGUUGAUAAUUCAAAAGAAUAUGAUCUUGUUGACCAUCAGUUUCUACCAAACUUUCACUGCGACGCAAUCGCCUGCUACAUCUAUUUGCUCUUCAUCACCAAUCAUCAACACCAAGAAAUUUUCAAAGUAUUUGAUACCUGCUUAGAGUCUUCGAAAAAAUUCCCGCCUAUCCAUGAGCGGUUUUACGAAACUAAAAUAUCAUUUUUGCAACUGACGUGUGAAUUAAAAAUUUUUAAAUAUUCUGCACUAGAGGAGUCAUUGAAACGAGCAUGCCAAAGCUAUCCAAAUAAUUUUUAUUUGCUUUCCGUGUACGCUGGCAUAGAGAGCGAGUUACCACACUGGAGUAUUUGUUUACGGAGUGUUAAUAAUUGUGAGCAACGUCUGUGGCCGACAAUCGCUGAAUGUUUGGCAGGACGUGCUCGUUUAUACUCGACUAUUUGUUUGAAUGAUUCAACAGCAAGGACUGCUGCUUUAAAUCGACUUGUUCAUUUUCACAACAGACUUUUGAGAGUGACAGAUGUUCGUUGCUGUCCACUGAUCUGGAGACUCUAUAUGCUGCUUCUUCGAGAGGAAAAUUUGUGUGAAAAAAAAGGGGAACAAGUUUACCAUCAAAGUAUCAGCAAUUGUCCGUGGGCAAGAUGUAUUUAUAUUGAUGCUGCUGAAAUAGCGCCCCAAUUACUGACACAAAUCCAAGAUGUCAUUCGUGAAAAAGAUUUACGCAUGCAUGUUACCCCUGAAGAACUUGACAUCCUGCGAGGAUAA
Molecule: messenger RNA, 3145 nt
Organism: Microplitis demolitor
Lineage: Eukaryota; Metazoa; Arthropoda; Insecta; Hymenoptera; Braconidae
Product: nuclear exosome regulator NRDE2
Exons: 4
Coding region: 155-3145 (996 amino acids)
Biological process (GO): negative regulation of RNA catabolic process; regulatory ncRNA-mediated post-transcriptional gene silencing
Cellular component (GO): catalytic step 2 spliceosome
Source: RefSeq, a predicted model, not a curated record